AUACAUGCAUGAGAUUUUUUGUAUUCCCCCCCAUGGAUGCUCUGUUUCAGUUACUGAAAACCUGACAGCAAAACCUGAAAAGACGGAAACUCCCCGAUUUUUGACUUGAGAUGAGCUCGGUUAGGAAGGGAGAUGGCCGGGAGAGAGGACGGCGGCGGAGGCACCGGCGCCAUGGAAGAAGGGCGCGACGCGGGGCGGCAGGCAGGGGACGAGAGCUCAGAGGAUGGAGGCGGUGGCAGCGACAGAUGCAGCAGCGGCAGCGACAUGAUCUCCGUCCAGUUCAUGCAGAAGAUUAUCGCGGAGAUCCUGGGGACCUACUUCAUGAUCUUCGCCGGCUGCGGCUCAGUGGUGGUGAACCUGAGCACGGCGGGCACGGUGACGUUCCCGGGCAUCUGCGCCGUGUGGGGGCUGGUGGUGAUGGUCCUCGUCUACUCCGUCGGCCACAUCUCCGGCGCGCACUUCAACCCCGCCGUCACCGUCGCCUUCGCCACGUGUGGGCGCUUCCCCUGGAAGCAGGUGCCGUCGUAUGCUGUGGCCCAGGUGCUGGGAUCGACGCUGGCCAGCCUGACGCUGCGCGUGGUGUUCGGCGGCGCCACGGCGCGCGAGCACUUCUUCGGGACGGCGCCGUCGGGGUCGGACGCGCAGGCGGUGGCGCUCGAGUUCGUCAUCUCCUUCUACCUCAUGUUCGUCGUCUCCGGCGUCGCCACCGACAACAGAGCGGUAACCACCGACAUCACCGUCGAUCCGUCCGUCUCAGUUCGUUCGACGGAGCUGAUGCUUUGGCGAUCGUGCUCGCGCAGAUCGGGGAACUAGCUGGGCUCGCCGUUGGCGCCACCGUCCUGCUCAACGUGCUCUUCGCCGGGCCCAUUACGGGCGCGUCCAUGAACCCGGCGCGGACCUUGGGCCCAGCAAUCGUGGCAGGCCGGUACAGGAGCAUCUGGGUGUACGUGGUUGGGCCGGUGUGCGGGACGGUGGCGGGCGCGUGGGCCUACAACCUGGUCCGCUUCACCGACAAGCCGCUGCGCGAGAUCACCAAGAGCGGCUCAUUCCUCAGGAGCGCGCGCAUCACCGGCUAAACUAACAGCUAGCGCGCCUGGCUGGCAAUGCUUCCAACGGAUUUGCUGCUACAAGUACCCAACAAAGAAAAAAAUUGUUCUACUACUAAUAUGUUCGACCCGAUUUUUAAAAUUGUUUUUGGGUGAAAAAAGUAUCCAGAAUUCAUUUGUUUGCCAGCUUAAAUUGCACCGUGAGGAUUUUGCAUUAUAAAUAUAUAAUGCGUCAUCGCAAAGAGCAAACAUUUUCCUUUUCUUUUCGGUAUGUAGAAAUAUAAGCUAGUACAAAGACUGGGUACAUUACUCCUAGCACUAGCAGCAAAGGAAUAUAUGGGAUCCCACUUGGCCACUUUCAGGGAA
This is a messenger RNA of Panicum hallii, 1412 nucleotides long. Its product is annotated as aquaporin NIP1-2-like. NCBI's taxonomy places the organism in Eukaryota, Viridiplantae, Streptophyta, Magnoliopsida, Poales, Poaceae. Bases 111 to 1076 code for a protein of 321 amino acids. Gene Ontology annotation, molecular function: channel activity. The record is from RefSeq and is a predicted model, not a curated record. The transcript is spliced from 5 exons. Gene Ontology annotation, cellular component: membrane. Gene Ontology annotation, biological process: transmembrane transport.